AUGGACAAGCUCGUGCUAUUUACGGUGAUUACAUUAUUGUUACUACAAGUCGACGCUCAUGCACACACACUCGACCAUCAAGAAAUCAAGUCGUCUGUGUUAGACGCUGAUAUCUCAUUCUCUUCAAGUCGCACCAGUGCCAACGUGGAAGACUUAGUGCCCGAUGCAGCAGGAAGCAGUUUCUUAGGCCAUGAUGAUAGCCUUGAGAAGGCCAUUCACGGCAAAGUGCUUCGCAGUAACAUGGAGGCAAUUGCUUCGACCUUCGUAUCGGCAGCAGUUGAGUCCCCUCUCUCCAGUGUUUCAUCACCCGAGAUAUUAUCCUUUAGUCCCUGUGACGAAGAAGCCUCAUCUUCUGUAGCAACUCGCUAUCGAGAGAGCGACGCUGCUAGCAGUAGCUCCUCAAGGGACGAAGCCGGCAUCAUCGGGAACAUCGAGCCUACCGCUGCAUGUUCAAACUUUGGGAGUACCUUCACAGCAGCCGUGGCUUCUGAUUCCUUCUCCGAUGUUGCCACCAGUGGUCAAUCUCCUGCCACCGAUAAACCAACCUUCCAGUCCUUCACCGAUGGCUCCAGAUAUUCAGCAGGAACGGUCGAGCCCAAGCAAGAGCAAGUGGUAGUUGAAAGUACGUCACUGGAGGUGUCCGCCUUGCCCCGACAGAUUACAGACUCCAGAAGAAAGGCCUACAUCUCCACCUCCACUUCCACUCACUCUGGCGACGAGGCAAUUUUACCAGCAGACCAGCUUUCGAGUAGCACAAACGAAGGAAACGACACUAGCAACACGAAUAGUGCGCUCUUCUACUCGUUCUUGGUGCUGGGCAUCGCUGGUCUUGUCUGCGCCGUUCUCGUUUACAUCAUCAAAUGGCGAGUGACUGCACGAAACAGUAUCAUGACACCCACGUCCCCCGCUACAUGGUCGCCGCCUCCGAGUGAAGUACACGUAGUCAUGCACCGUCGCAACGUUAUCGUCCUAUAA
Messenger RNA from Peronospora farinosa, 975 nucleotides. NCBI's taxonomy places the organism in Eukaryota, Oomycota, Peronosporomycetes, Peronosporales, Peronosporaceae. The record is from the annotation of a GenBank genome assembly.